Molecule: messenger RNA, 1402 nt
Organism: Girardinichthys multiradiatus
Lineage: Eukaryota; Metazoa; Chordata; Actinopteri; Cyprinodontiformes; Goodeidae
Product: lysine-specific demethylase 8-like
Exons: 8
Coding region: 134-1369 (411 amino acids)
Cellular component (GO): nucleus
Molecular function (GO): histone H3K36 demethylase activity
Source: RefSeq, a predicted model, not a curated record
UGUAGGAGUGUUUUUGCUGUAUCACAAGUAGCAGAGAGCUGUGCUGUGGAGCUUUCUUCGUAGUCCAGUUUAUGAUGGGUUUUACAGUGUAUUCCAGGUAACAACAGAACAUAGAACGACCUUUGUUUCAACCAUGGCAUUUUUGUGGUCAAAAAUCUCAGCCACUCUUCCACCUAAUGAAGAACAGUUUCCGCUGCAGUUUAGUGAGAAAGUGGCAUUAAGUGUGGUGGAAAUGCUGAAACGGGCCCGGCUGCAGCUGUACGGCGAAACGACGAGAGCUAGCCAAAUUCUCAAUGCUCAAAUCAUUUUGGACUAUUCAUGGGAGAGACUCAACACGGGAACAUGGCGCCAUGUGGACAAAGAGUGGAGGCGAGUUUACUCCUAUGGCUGCCUGUUCAAAGCGGCUGCGCUGUGUCGAGAAAAUCCAUCAGAGGAAGAGAUCCGGCAGGCGAUCAGGACAUGUGACAUGGGUCUGCUGAUGGGUGCAGCCAUCAUGGGAAAUAUACUUCAGGUCAUUGUUUGUAUUCUGCAAAGCGAAAUAAGGAAAUUGGCUGAAGAAGAAGAUAAUCAUGAAAAUAUGGAGGCUAAGAAAAGAAAGAUUGCGAGCCCACAUGUUGGUCUAAUCAAAGAAGAGUUGGCAGUUCCCAGAAUUAAGUGUCCUUCACUGGAAAGUUUCAAUGCAAACCACCUCCUUCCCCUCAAACCAGUGAUUUUAGAGGGGAUAAUUGACCACUGGCCUGCCCUCAACAAACAUCCCUGGAGCGUUGAGUACCUGAGGUCUGUGGCCGGCUGCCGGACUGUUCCUGUUGAGGUGGGGUCCCGCUAUACAGACGAGGACUGGUCACAAACGCUGCUAACGGUCAAUGAGUUCAUCGACAAAUACAUAUUGAAUAAAGUUCCUGUGUCUGAGAAUGGAUACAAAGCUGUGGGUUAUCUUGCUCAACACCAGCUUUUUGAUCAGAUCCCAGAGCUAAAGGAAGACAUCUGCAUCCCAGAUUAUUGUUGUCUUGGUGAAGGAGAUGAAGAUGACAUUACUGUAAAUGCAUGGUUUGGACCCAUGGGUACAGUAUCUCCUCUUCACCAAGAUCCUCAGCAGAACUUCCUGGCUCAGGUAGUGGGAAGCAAAUACAUACGGCUGUAUUCCCCAGAGGACACAGAGAAGCUUUAUCCUCAUGAAUCUCAGCUUCUUCAUAACACCAGUCAGGUGGAGGUGGAGAAUCCAGACGCUGAACGCUUCCCUGAGUUUGUCAAGGCGCCAUAUCUGGAAUGUGUCUUACAGCCUGGAGACGUGCUGUUCAUCCCUGUCAAACACUGGCACUAUGUCCGAUCUUUAGAAGUCAGCUUUUCUGUCAGCUUUUGGUGGUCGUGAUUUCAUUUGAUAAUAAAAUAAAUGUAAUCUCCA